AUGGCCUAUAAAUCCCUCCAGGUAAUCCCAUGUUUUCAGCGUGAUGGGUUGUUCUGCCUGCAUGAAAAUGGCUGUAUUACUUUGAGAGUUCGCAGAUCUGUUGGUUGUAUAAACAGCACAUUAAAUGAAGAUCCAGAACCUGACCCCAUUCAGGAGCUGGUCUAUGACUUACGAAGUCAGUGUGAUGCCAUCAGAGUUACCAAGACCGUUCGCCCCUUCACUAUGGUGUGCUGUCCUGUGAAUGAAAAUUCUGCAGCUCUCAUAGUCAGUGAUGGUAGAGUAAUGAUAUGGGAGCUGAAGUCCACCAUUUCAGGCCGAAGUCAACGGACUAGCAAUUCAACUGCAUCACCUCUGUACUCGCCAGUCUCAUUCUGUGGAAUACCUGUUGGGGCAUCUCAGAAUAAACUUCCAGACCUGUCACUGGAUAAUAUGAUAGGGCAAGGCACACUUUCUACCGAAGAGCAACAAAAAAGUUACUGUUUGCAAGAAGUGCAUUUAAAGUUCCUGCUAACAGGGCUUCUUUCAGGACUCCCUUUGCCUCCCUUUGCUAUCCGCAUGUGCCCACCUCUCACCACAAAAAACUUAAAACAGUAUCAGCCUCUCCUUGCUGUCGGAACAAGCAAUGGCUCAGUCCUGGUGUAUAAUCUUACCAGUGGGCUCCUACACAAAGAGUUAAGCAUUCAUUCCUGCGAAGUCAAGUGAGUUUCUUUAAAUAGUUGUUGAUUUUCUGGAGAAAGGAAGAUUAAAAUGUUUAAUGUGCUAUAAGCAAUGCUGGCAUUUGGCUUAAUCAUAAAAUAGUAUGCAGGAAGAUUGUUCAAUAGGGUGGUUUUCUUUUGCAAAUAGAGCCAUAGUUCUGUGAA
Podarcis muralis (Common wall lizard) is the source of this 860-nucleotide messenger RNA. Lineage: Eukaryota; Metazoa; Chordata; Lepidosauria; Squamata; Lacertidae. The record is from RefSeq and is a predicted model, not a curated record.